AUUUUCGUAUAUACUUCUUUGUCUUGCCUUCUGCAUCAUUUUAUUUUUUCGAAGCAUCCUCCAGAAUUUCAAUCUGUAAAUCAUCUACACUUUUCUUUGCCAUUCAUAGAACCAAAUCGCUAUCAUGUCUUCUACAUACGCCCUCCCAAAGUCUCACCAAGAGGUUUGUUAUACUACCAAUUAUCCCUCUAUCAAGAAUAUUGGGCGGUUUAACUGACUCACAUCUACAGAUGUUGGAAAAGUCUUUGGUCGAGACUGAUCCUGAGAUCGCUGAGAUCAUGGUAAGUGAACAAUCAGCUGCUCUGCCUUUAUGCCAAUUACUGACGAAACAUACAGAAACUCGAGAUUCAACGUCAGCGUGAAUCAAUUAUCCUCAUUGCCUCCGAGAACGUUACCUCCCGUGCAGUUUUCGAUGCUUUGGGAUCCCCCAUGUCAAACAAAUACUCUGAGGGCUAUCCAGGGGCUAGAUAUUAUGGUGGAAACCAGCACAUUGACUCUAUUGAGUUAACCUGCCAAGCUCGUGCUCUCAAGGCAUUCAACUUGGACUCCGAGAAAUGGGGUGUCAAUGUUCAAUGCUUGAGUGGUUCCCCCGCAAAUCUCCAGGUUUACCAAGCCAUCAUGAGACCCCAUGAUAGACUUAUGGGUCUUGAUCUCCCACACGGUGGUCAUUUGUCUCACGGUUACCAAACUCCCCAGAGAAAGUGAGUUGCAAAGUGUUGAUUCUUAACAUUUUUGUGAAACUAAUUCAUCGACAGGAUCUCCGCUGUAUCAACGUACUUCGAGACCUUCCCAUACCGUGUCAACUUGGAGACUGGUAUCAUCGACUACGACCAACUCGAGGCCAACGCUUUGAUGUACAGACCAAAGGUUCUCGUUGCCGGAACCUCCGCUUACUGCCGUCUUAUUGAUUAUGCCCGUAUGCGCAAGAUCGCUGAUCUCGUCGGUGCUUAUCUCGUCGUCGAUAUGGCUCACAUCUCCGGCUUGAUCGCCGCUGGCGUCAUCCCAAGUCCAUUCGAGCACGCUGAUAUCGUUACCACCACAACCCACAAGUCUCUCCGUGGUCCUCGUGGUGCCAUGAUCUUCUUCCGCAAGGGUGUCCGCAAGACUGAUGCCAAGACUGGAAAGGAGACCCUUUACGAUCUCGAAGGUCCAAUUAACUUCUCCGUCUUCCCAGGUCACCAAGGUGGACCUCACAACCACACUAUUACCGCUCUUGCUGUUGCCCUCAAGCAAGCUACAACUGACGACUUCAAGAAAUAUCAACAACAAGUCGUUGACAAUGCUAAGGCUCUCGAGAACGAGUUCAAGCAAUUGGGCUACAAGCUCGUAGCUGAUGGCACUGAUUCUCACAUGGUUCUCCUUGACCUCAGAGCACAAGGACUGGACGGUGCCCGUGUUGAGGCUGUCUUGGAGCAAAUCAACAUUGCUUGCAACAAGAACUCCAUCCCAGGUGACAAGUCUGCUUUAACCCCUUGCGGUAUCCGUAUUGGCACACCAGCCAUGACCAGUCGUGGAUUCGGUACUGAAGACUUUAAGAGAGUUGCAUCAUACAUUGAUCAAAGUAUCAACAUCUGCAAGGAAGUUCAAGCUUCUUUGCCAAAGAGCGACAACAAGCUCAAGGACUUCAAGUCCAAGGCAGCCAGUGGUGAGGUUGAGAAGAUUAACGAGUUGAGAAAGGAGAUUGCAACCUGGGCUAGCAGCUUCCCUCUCCCAGUUGAGGGUUGGAGAGAGUAGAUGUUUGAUUAUUUGGCAUUUGUUUUUGGUGUUUAAGGUUCGAGUGUGGGCAAGAAAAAGCAAAUAGGGUUCAUCAUUUGCAGGCGCUACUUCUUUUGACUGAUUCAACGUCGUCAUGAUAUACCAGGAAGUGGCAAGGGAUUAUGAAUAAAAUUUAGAGGUCGAAUUCAAUAGACCACAUUAGAUACCUAGGUAGUAAAUCAACUGUUUCUACCGUCACUUUAUAUUUCAAUAUUACGUAUUAGGAGCAA
Sclerotinia trifoliorum is the source of this 1985-nucleotide messenger RNA. The record is from the annotation of a GenBank genome assembly. Lineage: Eukaryota; Fungi; Ascomycota; Leotiomycetes; Helotiales; Sclerotiniaceae.